This is a messenger RNA of Cucumis melo (muskmelon), 816 nucleotides long. RefSeq lists its product as uncharacterized. The coding region runs from base 290 to 778 and encodes 162 amino acids. The record is from RefSeq and is a predicted model, not a curated record. The transcript has 2 exons. NCBI's taxonomy places the organism in Eukaryota, Viridiplantae, Streptophyta, Magnoliopsida, Cucurbitales, Cucurbitaceae.
CAGUUCCCAAUAUUCGCUGUCACUCCCCAUCGGUACUCAUCAAAUCUCAUUUCCCUUUCUUCUUCUUCUUCUUCUUCUUCUUCUUCUUCUUCUUCUUCUUCUUAAGACAGAAUACUGAUCAAGAAGCACUAGCUAGCAAGUGAUCAAAUUAAAAGCACUUCCUCAGAUCAUAUUGCUCAACUACGUACAACAAUUAAUCGAUCUAUCCACAACCACGUCGUUUUUCCAGGAUUUCCCGCAUUCUUCUUCUUCUUCUUCUUCUUCUUCUUCGGCCUUCCGAUCAAGAAAAAUGCAAGAAAGCCCAUCACGAGCCACACGGCGACGAAGAUUCGCCGUGGACGACGGCGCUGAUCUAAUCGACUGCUCCGGCAAGCAUUGCCGGUCGUGCACCGCCGGGUUGGUGGCGGAUUGUGUCGCCGUGUGCUGCUGUCCGUGCUCGGUGGUCAGCUUCUUGGCUCUGGCUUUGGUCAAACUGCCGUGGAUGGUCGGACGGCGGUGUCUCCAGCAGGCGAGGAAGAAGAGGAAGAAGAGGAAAUUGGUUCGCCGGAGAGGGGAAUGCGACGGCGCUACGGCGGCGGAAACCGGUGGGUGUGUGGGAAAUGAAAAGGGAUUGCCGGAAAUUUCGCCGGGAUCGGGCGAGGAAGAUGAAACGACGGGGAAUUUUAGUGCAAGAUUUGAAGCAGAGAGGAUUUGGUUGCAAUUGUAUCAAGUGGGUCAGUUGGGAUUUGGAAGAGUUUCUUUCACUGGGAAUUCAAAUCUUUGGCCUAAUUCCAAUUAAUCUCUCUAAAUUUAAUUACUCUCAUUUGUAAAGUUAGU